Molecule: messenger RNA, 4313 nt
Organism: Cyclopterus lumpus (lumpfish)
Lineage: Eukaryota; Metazoa; Chordata; Actinopteri; Perciformes; Cyclopteridae
Gene: slc38a3b
Product: solute carrier family 38 member 3b
Exons: 17
Coding region: 313-1860 (515 amino acids)
Biological process (GO): amino acid transmembrane transport; L-glutamine transport; asparagine transport
Molecular function (GO): L-glutamine transmembrane transporter activity; L-asparagine transmembrane transporter activity; L-histidine transmembrane transporter activity
Source: RefSeq, a predicted model, not a curated record
UUGCGCUCCAGAGGGGUUUACAAUGCCUUCCAUUUCUUAAAGCGCAUUUUGUGGCCGCUGACUUUAAGAGCGACGGUCCGAAUGUGAGUAUAUAAAAAAAAGGCUAAUGUAGAUACUAUCAACUCCGCUGAGAACAAGGAAGAGAAGACACGCAAGGAGAAAUAGAACCUUACCAUCAAAAUCCAUCCGCAGUCAUCACAGGAAUUAACUUGGGAGGCUUCGUGAAAACUACCGUUGAUAUUCAAGAUAUUGAGCAACUAUAUUCAUUCUCCACAUACAAGCAAACAAAAAUAAUCUGUCCCUACUUGGACUAUGGAAUUAACUCAGUCAGAGAUGAACAUCUUAUCCAACGGGAAAAGUCACGACCCCGAAGGUGACUUGGGGAUGCCAAUGAAGACGUUGCCAGAAGGGGAUCAAAAGGGCACUCAAACAGCCAGAUUUGAUGAUAAUAAUGGAGGACUGGAGAAUGAGGAAUUUUUGCCCGGUGCGGAUGGAGAGAAACACAUACGCUUCAAAGAUUUUGAAGGAAAAACGUCUUUUGGCAUGUCCGUCUUCAACCUGGGUAAUGCUAUUAUGGGCAGUGGAAUCCUGGGACUGGCGUAUGCCAUGGCCAACACUGGCAUACUCCUCUUCUUGUUUCUUCUGACUGCAAUAGCAGCCUUGUCAUCUUACUCCAUUCAUCUGCUGCUGAAAUCCUCUGGCAUUGUGGGAAUUCGAGCUUAUGAAGAGCUGGGGUACAGGGCCUUUGGCAUUCCUGGAAAAAUGGCUGCUGGUAUAGCAAUUACCCUGCAGAAUAUUGGAGCUAUGUCCAGCUACCUGUACAUUGUUAAAUCUGAGUUACCGCUGGUCAUCCAAGCUUUCCUGAAGGCGGAGCCCGACUCAGAUUUGUGGUACUUGAAUGGAAACUACCUGGUCAUCAUGGUCUCUGCCAGUAUCAUCCUGCCCCUGGCUUUAAUGAAACAGCUUGGUUACCUCGGCUAUACCAGUGGAUUUUCUCUCAGCUGUAUGGUGUUUUUUCUCUCCGCAGUUAUCUAUAAGAAGUUUCAGAUCCCUUGCCCAUUCGACGAGUUUACAUCCAACACCACUACCACCCACCUCAGCAUGAAUGUCUCAAGCCACGGCCACGAGUACAACAAUGGUCUGGUUCAUGAGGACGAUGACUCCCACUGCUCCCCACGCAUGAUCAACAUUAACUCACAAACAGCAUACACCCUCCCCAUCUUGGCCUUCGCCUUUGUUUGCCACCCUGAGGUCCUCCCCAUCUACACCGAGCUCCGCGAUCCAAACCAGAAGAAGAUGCAGAGGGUGUCCAACAUCUCCAUCUUGGUCAUGUACAGCAUGUACUUUCUGGCUGCUCUCUUUGGCUACCUGACCUUUUAUGGCAAUGUGGAGCCUGAACUGCUGCACACAUACAGCCGGAUUGAUCCUUACGACACUUUGAUCCUGUGUGUGAGAGUUGCCGUCCUCACGGCUGUGACGCUGACUGUCCCUAUUGUGUUGUUCCCUGUACGUAGAGCCAUCCAGCAUAUGGUAUUCCCCACAAAGUCUUUCAACUGGUUGCGUCACAUAGCCAUUGCUGUCCUUCUGCUCACCAUCAUCAAUUUGCUGGUCAUAUUUGCUCCCAACAUUCUGGGCAUCUUCGGCAUCAUUGGUGCAACAUCGGCUCCUUGCCUCAUUUUCAUCUUUCCUGCUGUCUUUUACAUCCGCAUUGUUCCCAAAGAAGAUGAACCCAUGAACUCUGUUCCUAAGAUACUGGCGGCCUGUUUUGCAGCUUUGGGUGUCUCUUUAAUGGUAAUGAGUCUUAGCUUCAUAAUCAUCGACUGGACUUCAGGGGGCAGCCAUGCUGCCGGAGGCCACUAGAUGCUGCUUCGGUGUUUGUGAGCUCUGGAAAGGGGAAAUAUCAGGUCAAGGUAAAGGGAGCCCUGCCACUUCAUGCAGGGCUGCACAGCACAGAGCUUGCAGGGAUGUGAAACAGUAUAUAUACAGUAUAGUAUAUCGGUUGGAAUCAAGCUGUUAUUGAUCGAGUUAAACUAGCUUUUGGUGAACAAAGUCCUUGCAUAAUGACAUAAUUAAUUUAAUAGUGCAAUAGUAAUGCAAUUUUUAUGAAUAAUCAGGACUAAACAUGGGCUUUUUUUAUUACCAUCUGUUGGUGUUACCACAACGGUGAAAUGGUCCUUCUUUUUUAUUGAUACACAAACAACUGCAGCUGGUACUGUACAGAAAAAGAGGGCAUGGUCGUCUGUUGUUGUUUUGUACACAAAUUACAAUUAUUUUCCACAAGACACACAAAAGAGAAUAGACAAAUUAUCCCAUUCUGACCAGCUGCCCUCUGAACUGUCCAUCGUGAAAACCACGUAAUGCAUCAAACUAAACUUUUGUUCCAGAUCAGCUAAUUCUCUUGUGCCUUAUAGCAUUUGGAACAGCACACAGCAAAAACUGGAUUGUAUAUUUAUUUAGCUACUAUAUCUGUUUUUAAUUUCAAAUGACCUAUAUGCAACUACUGAUCAAGGCAAUGACCCUAAUGUAUCAUAUGAUUAUCAGUUUUUGUUUUAGCUUACAGUAUAUAAAUGAUGGAAGGAGUUACGACGAAAUAUAUUUAGAUUUUCUUAGCAUUUCAUAUUUCCCCUGGCAGAACAUUUAGCUCACAUAUGCCACUGUCACCUUGAAUAUAAAUCAAAUACAGCUCGAGAUUUAAAUUGACCAGUGAGUCUAGCUCUUAAAUCUCUUGAAUUCUUGACCAAUUCAGAAAUCCAAUUUUCCUCACUGAAUAUGUUAAACCUAAAUGAAAAUAAUUAGUAGUGUAGUAAAAGUACACUUUUUCCCAUUCUUGCAGUUAGAUUAGAAGAUUGAUAUUACAUUAGAUUUGGUUUAAGGUUAAACGCCUCCCAGACCCUAAAGCUCCCUAUCUAACACUUAAUAACCGGACGUCGCCUACCUCUAGCGAAAUAUGGUUUCCAGCCAUGCAGAUAGUUUGGGUUGUACUUGCUCAGGUCUUGAGUUAUACUAUACGGACAAAAGUAUGUGGACACCAAAGUAAUGUACAUAUUUUAAACCUUAUGCAAAUAGAACAAACAACAAAUUAUUGACUAGACACUUUGGGUCAGUUAGAAAAUGUGAUUUCGUCCAGAACAACAUGAGUUGUAAAGAAUAAGCCGCUGGUGGGAGUUAAUUCUUUUUUAUUUUAAGAUGUAUUAUGCUUUUCUGAUUUUGUAGUAACAUUUCACUGGUUUGUAGUAUUUUGAUCUGCUGUCACUCUGGUUGACUAUUCAGACCUGACGUUAAUGUUUUGCAUGUUGUUAUGUCCUGUAGUUGGUAUUGUGAACACAGAGAUUAAUCUUCUGACACUGUCCUGCAUAUAUGUUAUUGUGAAACAGUGCAUUUGGCAUCUUACAGUGAAGGGUAUUGAAGUCCUAUUCUGUGCUAUAGUUAAUAUUAGUAUUAUGAAAGCCUUCUUAAAACAUGCUACAUGAAAUAAUGUUUUAAACAUUACUAUUGUGAUGAUCUGUCAUGUCUGUGAUGUCAGUGAUGACACAUUUAUGGAUACUUUCAGUAAUUCUCCAGGUGAAUUUUGAGACUCACAAUAGCACUACAACAUGCAUAUAAGUUCUUUUUUUGGGUAAAUUAAAUCUCAUUAUAUACAAAUAACAAAUGAACAAGUUUGAAAACUGCACAGAAGGUUUAAACUUUGAAUAAAAACUCAAAGAAAUGUUAUAACAAAUAUUUGCUGCUCUUAUCCAAAGGUGGUCUUAUAUUGUAUCGCAAAUCUCAGUCCUGCGUAAAUCAUUACUUCACAUGUAUAUAGUAACUAUUCCUUUGGCAAUUUUUAUUUUUUAAUGAAUUAUUAAUAACAACCUAGAAAAUACGUAUACACAUAUCAACCUCCGUCCCUUGCUUUCCCACAUGUAUUUACAGUGGUUGUAGUGGUGUAAAUGAAAGUUUAGUUUUUCUUCACUUUAAGAUAUCAUGCCAAAACAAAAAUUAACUACCUAAUGCUUUAUAAUGCCUUUGAACCUUUAAACAGGUACCACCGUUUUAAUACCAGAUGCAGUAUAUCAAAUAUGCAUUUCUCAUGUACCUAAACAAACCUUUGUGAUAUUUUAUUAUAGCUGUUGUUCAAGACAUAGACUGAUGGAAAUGACACAACUAUAAUACAAUAUGGUAUAUACAUUUUGGUGAAUAAGACGUGGCUUUAUAUAAAUAAUGUAUAUAAAUGUAAACCUUUUAUAUUUGUGAUGCAUAUUUACAAUAGCUUGUAAAGUGUAAAUAGCAGGGACAGUUUUAGUUUGCCAAUAAAAUAAUUGUAGAUGUUUUUA